AUGAUGUCCUCAUUCCGAGUUUGGCUCCUUCUCGCCCUUUUCCGCUUGUUCUCCGUCUACCUGGUGGUAUCCUGGUUCGUGCCCGACGAGAUCUACCAAUCCACCGAAGUCGCUCAUCGGCUCGUCUUCGGCGUCGGCCAUAUCUCUUGGGAAUGGACCUAUGGGCUUCGUUCUUACCUUCAUCCAGCAAUAAUCGCCGUGUUCUUCAAAUUGCUUCAAUUUUUCGACUUCGAUUAUCGAUUUCUUGUUUAUCAAUUGCCCAGAAUCAUCCAUGCUUUGUUGUUUUCUCUGGGUGACAUUUCCUACUAUCGCCUGUGCUAUCGGCUCUCGAAAACCUCCAGAAUCGCUCUCUUCUCCUUCGCGAGCUACCUCACCUGCUGGUUCGUCUUCUACUGUGGGCCGAGGACGCUGUCGAACUCCCUGGAAACGUCGCUCACGCUCAUCGCGCUCACCUGGUUCCCAUUUGAAGGCGCCCACGAACACGCUUACACGAUCCCCUACAUCGUAAUUGGCUUGGUGACGAUCAUCAUUCGGCCCACCGUCGCCUUGAUCUGGAUCGUCUUCGGCAUCCAUCACUUGACGUACUGCUGGUCAAAACUUUAUGUGGUGUUUGCCCUCGUCGUCCCUACUACCAUCACUGUAAUCGGCACCUGUGUCGUCUUCGAAUCGUUGGCUCUCGGCGAGCUGAAUCUGCCGCUGUGGAACUUCCUCUCCUUUAACGUGCUCAAAGGCGGAAGCGCCAUGUUUGGCGUCCAUCCUUGGUACUGGUACUUCACCGAAGGUCUUCCAUCAGUCUUGUCCGUCCAGUUCUUCCUGGCCGUCUUCGCUCUCAUCGGAUUGCAUCCACUUCUCCCGAGUUACCUGCCAUUUUGCGCCUCUGCUGUCUACGUGGUUUUCCACUCGUUCCUACCGCACAAGGAGCAACGUUUCCUGCUUCCGAUCAUCCCCUUCUUGUGCCUCUACACCGGCGUCGCCAUCGACAAGAUCCGCGUUUCCUUCGGUCGGGCCAAGCUGUUUCCAUUGCUCUUCACGAUGUUCUUCAUCAACGCCAUCAUCGCUCUUGUCGCCUCGCGCUAUCAUCAAGUCGGACCGUUCCAAGCUUCUCACGCCGUUAUCACACAAGCUGCUGAAUCCGGCAAGUCGUUCUCCAUCGCCGCUCUGAUGCCGUGCUACUCAUUGCCUGGUCACUCCUAUUUCCAUCACGAUGUCAACAAACUUCGCAUGUUGGACUGCUCUCCUGACAUCAGUGGAAAACGAGCUGGGAAGCCCGACGAAGCUGACACCUUCUACGCCAAUCAUCAGCAGUGGCUUGAAGACGUCUUCGAGAAUGAACAUCAGCAGUACGACAGGAUUCUGAUGUAUGAGAAGACCUAUUUGAGAGUUGCCGAUUGGUUCACUCGCCGUGGCUGGAUUGACUGUCACCGUGCUUUUCAUUCUUAUAUCCUUACGUCAUCUAGAGAAGAUCAUUAUAUCGUUAUUUUGUGCCCUUCCUCUUGAAUUUUCGUUUCUACGUGUUACUGUUAAAUGUGAUAAUAAUAAAUUGCAAACUGAAACGAGUUUUUUAGCCGGAAAAUUUGAUGAAGCUCAAAAGAUUUGUUUCUUUUACUCUUUUCUUCAGAAGCACAGUUGCAAUGGAACCAUUGUCGAGCAUCCCGAAUUCGGAGAGGUUAUCCAGUUGACCGGUGAUCAGCGUGACAAGGUCAAAGACUUUUUGAUAAAGGUGAGCUUACUCAUUUGAAAUUGAAAGGUUGAAAAAAUAUAAUUUUCAGGUCGGAAUCGUCAAAGAGGAAAAUUGUCGUGUGCACGGUUUCUGA
Molecule: messenger RNA, 1814 nt
Organism: Caenorhabditis auriculariae
Lineage: Eukaryota; Metazoa; Nematoda; Chromadorea; Rhabditida; Rhabditidae
Source: the annotation of a GenBank genome assembly